AUGAAGAUGAUGAAGGCCGUGAAGAAGCUCAAGUUCUGGUCAAGAAAGAAGAAGAAGAAGGCAUUGUUCAUUGAUAACCCACCACCACCACCACCACCGCCACCACCAUGCCAUUGUCAGUACCAAUAUUACUGUCCGCCGUAUGAGCCCUCUGCCCCACCAUUACCAACAUCAUCAUCUUCUUCAUCAUGGGUUGAGUACGAUCACGAGGCUCAAGACACCGUCCGUGCAAACUCUGAGUUUAUCUCAUUUACCUCGUCAAACCCAGCUCAAGCUCAAGAUCCCACAUUUGGUCCACGAGACUUCAGUUCGGUUCCGCAGGAUCCUACAAUGCCAGCUGCUGCCAGCAUUACUUCCUAUCAGCAGUACAUGGUGCCACAUCCUGCUUACGGUGUUCCACUUGUACCUCAAGUUCGAAGAGAAAGGAGGGGUGGAGCUUUUGGAUGCAUGUUUGCCUUUGGGGCUCAUUUGUUUCGUUGCUUCUUUCCAUGCUUCCACAUUCGGGAAGCCAACAAGUGA
Coffea eugenioides is the source of this 519-nucleotide messenger RNA. RefSeq lists its product as uncharacterized. Lineage: Eukaryota; Viridiplantae; Streptophyta; Magnoliopsida; Gentianales; Rubiaceae. The transcript has a single exon. Bases 1 to 519 code for a protein of 172 amino acids. The record is from RefSeq and is a predicted model, not a curated record.